This is a messenger RNA of Clonostachys solani, 1005 nucleotides long. The record is from the annotation of a GenBank genome assembly. NCBI's taxonomy places the organism in Eukaryota, Fungi, Ascomycota, Sordariomycetes, Hypocreales, Bionectriaceae.
AUGGCGUCAAUCGGAGAGCUUUGGCACAACGCCCGCAAUCCCCCAGCCGACCCUCAGUCCUUGGGCCUCUCCUUCAAAGACAAGGCCGUUCUGGUGACAGGGGCCUACGGCGAAGGGCUCGGUGCCAACGCAGCCAUCAAGUACGCGGCGCUGGGCGCCAACCCGCUCAUCCUCGGCACCCGCACGGCGGAAAAGGGAGAGCUGGCCAAGUCUGCCAUCAUAGAGCGGACGGGAUGCUCCCCUGACAUAUUCAUCAUCGAACCCGUGGACCUGGCCAGCUUUGAGUCCGUCAAGCGCUUUGCGGAGAAUGUGAGCCAGCGCGUCCCGGCCCUGCACGUUGUCCAGCUCGCAGGCGGCGUCUCGCCUUGGAAAUAUGCCAAAACACCAGACGGGCACGAGGCGUCGGUCGGAAUCAACCUGCUUUCGUCUGCGCUGCUGGCGCUGCUGCUAUUGCCCAAGCUACGGGAGGCGGCCAAGGCCCCUUCGCCCGAUGGCUUCCGCCCCCAUCUCUCCAUCCUGAACAGCAUCGUCACAUUUACAGUGAGCGAGAAGAAGCUUCCAUCCGACGGCCAGAAGCUAGUCCAACGCUGCGACGAUGAAUCCAAGUGGGACCCGAUCCAACAGUAUCUCCUGGUGAAGCUUGCUACGUGGUAUGCUACCAAAGGCAUCGCCCAGAUAUUCGCCGAGCAUGACCCCGAUAUCAUCGUCAACGCAACGUGCCCGGGCCUCUGCAAGACAAACAUGGCGCGUGACGUCCCGCGUGUCUUCAAGAUCUUCAUGGCCAUUCAGAACUACUUCCUCGCACGCACGGCCGAGAUGGGUUCCCGGACCCUCGUGAGCGCUACCGGGCUCGGUCCUGAAAGCCACGGAAAGUUCUGGACCAAUGACAAAUAUCACGCGAUGGAUGGCUUCUUGGCGACUGAACGGUCGGAUGCGCUGUACCCCGAGACAUGGAGCGAGAUCGUCUCGAUCUUGCGUCCGCAUGUUCCCGAGGGGAUACUGUGA